Molecule: messenger RNA, 1467 nt
Organism: Penicillium maclennaniae
Lineage: Eukaryota; Fungi; Ascomycota; Eurotiomycetes; Eurotiales; Aspergillaceae
Product: aldehyde dehydrogenase
Exons: 4
Coding region: 1-1467 (488 amino acids)
Molecular function (GO): succinate-semialdehyde dehydrogenase (NAD+) activity
Source: RefSeq, a predicted model, not a curated record
AUGGAUAUCGUCGUCCCCUUGAUCAUCAAUGGCAAAGAAGAGGCCACCUCCACCACCUUCGACGUGAUUAGUCCCUACACAAACCAGACAUGCUGGACCGCAGCUGGAGCUACCCCACAAGAUGCCAUUCGAGCUGUUGAGGCCGCCGACGCCGCCUUUCCCGCCUGGUCACUAACAAAGCCGACCACAAGACGAGAUGUCCUGCUCAAGACCGCAGACCUACUAGAGCAGCGUCUCGAGCAGAAUGCCGAGUACAUGCGGACCGAAAUGGGCGCCGAUGUAGGUGCAUCGCAGGGUUUCGUUGUCCCACUAGCUAUCAGUAUGCUGCGCGACAUUGCGAGCCGCAUUACCUCGAUUUGUGGAAGCGUUCCUAUCGUUGAAGCUGAGGGCCAGAGCACAAUCGUUUUCAAAGAACCAAUGGGGGUUAUUCUGGGUAUUGUCCCAUGGAACGCACCUUAUGUUUUCGGAAUCCGCUCUGCUACAUGCGCACUCGCAGCUGGAAAUACCACCACCUUGAAAUCCUCGGAGCUGACACCACGCUGUUACUGGGCUAUUGGUCGUGCUUUCGAGGACGCAGGUCUCCCCGCCGGCUGUCUGAAUAUCCUGCACUGUCGUUCGCAGGAUGCAGCGGAGGUAGUCAAUGCCAUGAUUGAGCAUCCGGCCGUCCGUAAGAUUAAUUUCACCGGUAGCACGGCGGUAGGCCGCAAGAUCGCGCGGUCAUGCGGGCAGAACCUCAAGCCGUGUUUGAUGGAGCUAGGCGGGAAGAAUAGUUCCAUUGUAUGCGCUGAUGCGGACUUGACGACGGCCGUGCAGGGAGUUCUUGCCGGGGCCUUUUUGAACGGAAGUAAACAUGACUCUUGGAUCCCUUGUGGUCUGGUCAAAUCUGUAUGGCCACAGAUCGUAAUCCUCGUGCACUCCUCGAUCGCACCUGCGUUCACGGAAGCUCUAAAGUCUGCCCUCGCAUCCGGCACAGAUAGCUCAUCCUUUCCCCCGACACUCGUCAACACUGCCUCCAAGGCCCGUGUCGAGGCUCUGGUUUCCAGCGCUGUGGCCGCGGGUGCCCACUUUAUCUCUGGGUCUGCUGAGACUCAUGUCCCGGGCGAUGCAGGCGUACGUCUAGCGCCAGCUAUCCUGGGCGGAGUUAAAGAAGAUAUGGCCGUGUGGCAGGAAGAAGCAUUUGUCUCUGUAGCUGCGUGCAUGGUCUUUGAGACGGAAGAUGAGGCGAUCCGUCUGGCAAACAGUAGUGGGUACGGAUUAUCGGCGUCUGUGUUUACAGAGAAUUUGCGGAAGGGUUUGGCGAUGGCCAAGAAAAUUCAGUCGGGGGCUGUGCAUAUCAACAGUAUGACAAUCCACGACGAGCCCGUUCUUCCGCAUGGGGGUGUGAAGAAUAGUGGAUGGGGUCGGUUCAAUGCGGCGGAGGGGUUGAAUGAGUUCUUAUCGAUUAAAAGUGUGACUUGGAUGGAUUAA